AUGGGCAAAGAACAACUUAAAUACAGCAAAAAUUUGAGCAAAAUUAAGCUUACAAGCCAUUCUUUCACCUGUCAUUUGUGCUUGCAAGAGUGCAGCACAUUGUAUAACCUUCAGCAACAUGUUCAGACACAUGACAUAGCAACCUCUUCGGAUUCUUUGACUGAAAACGCACUCAGCCUUAACGUUAGAAGCAUUCCUAAUUCUGAGAGGGAAUUUAAUGUAGUCAAAGAUAAUCAAGAAACAUUGUUUCAAGUCGAUAUUUCGACCAUGAUCGAAGAAGAACAAGAAGAAGCCCUGGGAGAAAAUAUCUCUUCUCUUAGAGAAAGAAUAUUCAACAUGGCAUCAUCGACAAUUAACAGUAACGAGGAAUCAGAUCUCCCUACCCUGGCUUUUGAAGAUUGUCAAUCCCUUUUGGACUUUUCUGCUGCUUCAGGUGAAUGGAAUCAAAGCGUGCCCCCCUUCUUCCCUUUUCAAAAUCUUCAGACCUUGGUUUUGCAAGCAUUUGUUGAUGGCGACAACAGCAUGAUCUCAGUGUCGAUGCUUACAAAGGUCAUAUAUAUCAUCAAUUUGUUAUUUGAGUUGAAGAAAAGAGCAGACGAGACCAAAGCAGAUUUCAAGCUAUCAAAAGUCGGAACUCUGUUGAAUUAUCAGCAUAACAAGUUCAACAAGGUUUCUCUGUUCCUUACCACCGUCAAGAAAGUGACUAUCAAAGCUACUUCGAAUUUGGGCUCAGGAAUCACUGGUCAAGUGAAAACUGUAGACUGUCAUUUCAACUUACCUUCAGAUCACUUGCGUCUUCUCUUGGCAAACCCCCAAAAGGCCUCUUAUCUUUCAGCCCUCCCAGACUACACAGAAAAUCAGUGUCUUUCUGUCCAGCAAGGAGAAAAAUGGAGAAGAAAUCCUUUGUUUCAACAUCCAUUUGUUCUAACAAAUGGCAAAGACUUUUGGAUUGGAGAUGUUGCCAUGCUAUAUAGUGGGCAAUCUAUUCUAAUUGAAAGGUUCUACAUGAAAGACAUGCUUGCUCUCUUUGACAGAUAUCUUGUUGAACAAGACUCUGACAGUGAAGGCCAUGCUUUACAUAAAGUACAAAGCUCUCCUGUCACUUACAAAAUCAAUCACCCCAAGAACUGGUCUUCCUCUGGUGAGGCAUCCUUGAAUCCAACGCACCAUGGGCUGUUGUUCAAGAGUCAUCCUAUGAAAAAGCCAAUGUUCAAUAGUGCCAACCAGUUCAUUCGAUUUCAGAAGGCCAUCAUCACUCCACUUGCUAUCUUUUCUGAUAAUACUUCUGGGAACCUUACAAAAACGCAUGAAAUGUACGACAGUGUGCUGGUCAACUUCUCUGUGAUGUCAUACAGCAUGAAAAACAGACACAAGAAUAAUUUCUUUGUCACAGCCGUUUCCCAGCAAGCCAGAUUCAAGUUGACUCAUCUGAUGCCCGUUCUAGCCACAGAUCUAAAGACGCUAGAAAAUGGUGUUGAUAUGUACUCAUCAACAUACGACGAGACUGUCACUGUAUGUGCUCCCUUGCUCUUUAUCACAGCCGAUAAUGCCCGACAUGCUGAACUUGUUGGCUUGAAGCAUUCGACGUCAAAUUUCUCAUGUAGAAAAUGCUACUACCGAAACCUGUCCAGAUUUGGCUUCGACGACUUCGAUUCUGAGUAUUUGGUUUGUGACUGCCAGCACAGAAUGAAAGAACAUUAUAAGAUUGCAGCCACUGAUCCAACUCGUAAAGAGAAGGCAAUUCCUGGUAUAUUACCAAACGCUGAUAAUCUCUAUCUGAAAACGGAAAAGCCUACCAAUAAGGCACUUAUCCUUGCUGAUCUUAGAUAUAGUCAUACUGGUACUGACGACCUACUGUGUUUGCAGUCCUUUGAUCCUGCUCUUGAUACACCUGUAGAGAUUUUGCAUACUGUGGCUCUUGAAGUUUACAAAUAUCUUGUUAAUCAUCUGUUCAAGGAAGUUUUAAAGGGCAACACUGCUUCACAAGUAAAGUUAUCUGAUUUGCUGGAGCAAGAAAAAGGGUCUAGAGACUUCACAAGAACUUUCAGAAAGAAGAUUAGACAUAGUGGAUCUUAUUUUGACAAGGAGUUCAAGAUUCUGGCACAAGUCUUGCCACCUAUUCUUAACACUGAAUUCACCAACAACACCAAAGUUAGUAUGAUUGCUAAGCCCUUCACAGAACUUGACAUUCUAUCAUCUCUUUUAUUCAUUCGAGAGGUCGAUUCUGAUUUUGAUCAAUAUCUCAACAAUGUUAAUAAUACUGCUCAUUGUCUUGUCAAGUCUUUGUACGAAUAUGAUAUAUAUGCCAACACCAAGUUCAGCUUGACCCUGAAGAUGCACCUUCUGCUGCACUUGAAAGAAGACAUCAAGAGGUUUGGCUGUGCUCUCCACUUUGAGACCGAAAAGGGUGAACAAUUCAACAAGUUCAUCCAGACUCAUUUGGUGUACUCCAACCGUCGUGCUGAUAACAGGGAUCUUACAUUCAAGUUUGGAAAGCAAGAUAUGCUUAGACACUGUUGUGAAUGA
Molecule: messenger RNA, 2526 nt
Organism: Phycomyces blakesleeanus NRRL 1555(-)
Lineage: Eukaryota; Fungi; Mucoromycota; Mucoromycetes; Mucorales; Phycomycetaceae
Product: C2H2-type zinc finger transcription factor
Exons: 2
Coding region: 1-2526 (841 amino acids)
Source: RefSeq, a predicted model, not a curated record